UGUGAUUUCUUCCCUCUUUUUCUACCUCUUUCUGGCACUCUCCCAUUUUCUGUUCUCUCGCGCGCCCUUGCUCCCUUCAUUCCUCUCCGGCCGUCCACUCCCCUCGUCGAUCAGUAGAAAGGCCAUAGAAUCUCGGCUCCACGUCCGUACGGGCGGUUUUCCGGUGAUCCCAGGGCAUCGGCGGCCGGCGGAAGCUCGGAGUCCUUGUGUUCUGGUCUUGGCUCGAAGUUCUUUCGGGCCAAGACUGAGGAUAAUUCGCGGAGCACUCGGAGCUUGUUGGAAAGACUCCAGUUUUCGGCUUCUUAGAUGGCAUCUGAUGAGGGUUUCCUUACAGAAGAACAGAGGGAAUUGUUGAGACAAGCAUCACAAAAUAAUGGUCAUUCUUCUUUGUCUUUUAACUCCCAGUCUUCUUUUAACUCUGAUCGUCAUUCCCGAGUGAAGAAUUCACGUAGACAUCAUUCGGGAAAACUCGUCCGUGUAAAGAAAGAUGGUGCUGGAGGGAAGGGUACAUGGGGGAGGCUACUUGAUACUGAUGGUUCUGCAGAGCUGGACCGCAAUGACCCUAAUUAUGACAGUGAGGAGGAACCCUAUCAGCUGGUGAGCUCUACAUCUAUUGUUGCUUCACCAUUUGACAGCUACAGGAAAUCCAUCAGAACUAUCAUUGAGGAAUAUUUCACUAAUGGGGAUAUAGCCACAGCAUCUUCAGAUCUUCUGGACCUUAAUUCCCGUGUUUAUAAUGCUUAUUUUGUGAAGAAGCUAAUCUCUAUGGCAAUGGACCGUCAUGAUGUUGAGAAGGAGAUGGCUGCUGUUCUGCUGUCCUCACUCUAUUCAGAUGUCAUCUCAUCAGAGCAAAUAGCUACUGGGUUCAUGAAGUUGCUUGAGUCUGCUGAUGACUUGGCGCUAGACAUUCCAGGUGCUGUUGACGUUCUUGCACUUUUUGUUUCUCGUGCUGUUGUGGAUGACAUCCUCCCACCUGUUUUCCUAUCUCAUGCCAAGUCCUCACUUCCUGAGGGUUCCAAAGGUGCGGAAGCCGUCCGUGCUGCUGAGAAACUCCAUUUAUCGACACCACACCAUGCAGAGUUGUUAGAACGACGGUGGGGUGGAUCUACACAUGCAACUGUUGAGACAGCAAAGUCAAAGAUUACAGUCCUGAUUGAUGAGUAUAUCCGCAGUGGGGAUAUGCAAGAAGCUCUUCGGUGCGUGCGAGAGCUUGCGCUGCCAUUUUACCACCAUGAAGUGGUGAAGCGGGCAAUGAUCGUGGCUAUUGAGAGGAAUCCUGUGGCUGAAUCACUUGUUCUCCAGCUGCUGAGGGAAGCUGCAGAUGAGGGACUCAUAAGUUCAAGUCAGAUGUCAAAGGGUUUUGCACGAGUCUCUGAGAGUCUAGAUGACUUGACACUGGAUGUGCCUGCUGCAAGAGAUAUCUUCCAGUCCCUUGUUCGUGUUGCCACAAAAGAAGGUUGGCUGCCUUUGGAUGAAGCUCUGCCUGACAAAGAUGAACAGUUGUACAAGGUGGAAGUAUCUGCUCUCAUAUGUGAGUACUUCCUUUCUGGUGAUGCUUUUGAAGUCGCUGAGAGUCUGGAAGAGCUUGAUAUGCCGGAGUUCAACCCAAUCUUUAUCAAGAAACUGAUUACUCUGGCUAUGGAUCGUAAGAAUCAUGAGAAAGAGAUGGCAUCAGUUCUGCUGUCAGCACUUUACAGCGAGGUCUUCUCAGUUGCAGAUGUUGUCGCAGGCUUCCUGAAGCUCCUGGAGUCUGCGGAGGAUACAGCACUGGAUGUGCUCAAUGCAUCGAAUGAGUUAGCUCUCUUCAUUGCACGAGCUGUGGUGGAUGAGGUUCUGGCCCCUGCUAAUCUUGAUGAGAUGGAGUCAAAGCUGGCAUCGAUUUCUUCAGCGGCUGAGACCGUACGUGCUGCUCGAACGCUUGUAUCAGCACCUCAUGCAAGUGAAAGGAUUCUGCGCUGCUGGGGUGCUGGUGGUGGAACCACGGGAAUGGCUGUCGAUGACGCCAAAGAUAAAAUCAUAAAGCUUCUCGAGGAGUAUGGCUCAGGUGGAGUGGUCAGUGAAGCAUGCCAGUGCAUCCGUGAGCUUGGCAUGCCCUAUUUCCACCAUGAGGUGGUUAAGAAGGCGCUGGUUAUGGCAAUGGAAACCAAAAAUGGUGACAGGAUGCUGGACCUAUUGGAUCAGUGUUCCAGUGAGGGGCUGAUCACCGUGAAUCAGAUGACAAAAGGUUUUGUGAGGGUGGCAGAGGGAAUCGAUGAUCUAGCUCUCGAUGUUCCGGAUGCUCGUGAGAAGUUUGCAUCUUACGUUGAUCGGGCGAGGAAAAGUGGAUGGUUGGUGGGUGUGUCUGGCUUGGGACCCAAACCGGCCUUGGCUGAGGCGAGUGGUGUAGCUGUGACUGCAGUGGCCUAACCUGGCACCCCGGCAGCCAAGAUUGGGACGGUCACCAGCUGAGAGGUUAAGCCGGUUUGGUGUAGUACUGCCAUAUUACUCGCUUUCUCCAUUCAUUUAUCACUACCAUUAUAAAGUAGAACAUGUGUGUGUGUGCGUGUGGUGGGCCUGAAGCUGUAUUGCUGCGUGAGUUUGACGGAUUGAGGUCUAACUUGAGGUUGAGUUGCAUCCUGUUGGGCAGUGUGUGGUCAUCUAACAAGGCACAAGCUUGGGGGGGUGGGUCUACAUGUCUAAGCCAGGGUAGUGGAGGUGAUGGCCCUUUUAUAGCCAUAACUUGGACAUGUUUUUUCUGAUAGUGAGUAUUUUGUGUAGAUUCUAGGUUCUUCUACUUAAAGAGAAGCAAAAGAGAGACCUUAUAUCGAGAUGCCUGUUUAGAAGAUGGACACUAGAGCGAGCAACCUUUAUACUGGUUCUUGCUAUUCAGUCUUGGCGCUUGCAGUGUAAUGUUGUUGCAUGGUUUUUCACAUAUAUUUCAUUAGUUGCAGUUUCGUCGUUUGGUUGUGCUA
Nymphaea colorata (pocket water lily) is the source of this 2951-nucleotide messenger RNA. RefSeq names its product MA3 DOMAIN-CONTAINING TRANSLATION REGULATORY FACTOR 3-like. The record is from RefSeq and is a predicted model, not a curated record. Gene Ontology annotation, biological process: negative regulation of DNA-templated transcription. Lineage: Eukaryota; Viridiplantae; Streptophyta; Magnoliopsida; Nymphaeales; Nymphaeaceae. Bases 307 to 2406 code for a protein of 699 amino acids. The transcript is spliced from 4 exons.